Pangasianodon hypophthalmus (striped catfish) is the source of this 3476-nucleotide messenger RNA. RefSeq names its product cylindromatosis (turban tumor syndrome), like (gene cyldl). Gene Ontology annotation, biological process: protein K63-linked deubiquitination. Bases 252 to 2561 code for a protein of 769 amino acids. Gene Ontology annotation, cellular component: cytosol. The record is from RefSeq and is a predicted model, not a curated record. NCBI's taxonomy places the organism in Eukaryota, Metazoa, Chordata, Actinopteri, Siluriformes, Pangasiidae. Gene Ontology annotation, molecular function: K63-linked deubiquitinase activity; cysteine-type deubiquitinase activity. The transcript is spliced from 15 exons.
AACAAACCGCACCGUAGUGACAGAUGACACAAACUUGCGAAAGUUGUUGUUGGAGAGACGACAGCGAGUAGGAAACUCAGAAAACCCCCAAAAAUGUUUAGGGAGCAUUGUUUUUUUGUAAUACGGACAUAAUGAAUCUGUAUUAAAGUCGGAUUUGAAGACACCGCCGGAUUGAAGAAAUCGAAAGUAAACAAGGUGAAAUCGGCUGUCUGGAGAAAACAGAAGGUAAAAGCAGGCGUCUCCUAACAGCAAUGGCCUCCCGUGAUAAAGCUUACGUCAUCCUCACAAAAGCCAGUCGAUCAGUCGGCUGGGUCAGAGCAGGAAGUAUUUGCUACAUAAAAGAGAAUCUAUAUUCUCUAAACUACCAAAAGAAGGACACUGUACCUGUCAUAUGUAUAGGUAGCAGUAUAACUUAUAAUUUGCCGCUUGAUAUUCUGCAGCCACUGUCACGGCAAAAGUCCGAAUUUCUCCUGGCAGUUGAAAGUUGUGAAGAGAGACUGAAGGAAUUUACACAGUCUGAGGCUUUAGACCAAGCUAUGGAACUGACUGUAGGCUCAGAAGUCACAGUGGCGCAGAAUGGCGAGUGGCUUAAAGGUGUGAUUAGAUACAUCGGCCCUCUCUCUGAUCCAGGUGUACUGGAUCCUAUUGCAGGAGUAUUUUUUGGAGUUGAACUGCAGGGAGAAGAUAAGGGUAAAGGCCAGAGUGAUGGAACCUACAGGUACAAAUCCCACUUUAAAUGUCAGAAAGAUUGUGGCGUUUUUGUCCCUUUCACCAGAAUCAGACCACUGCAUCCCAAACUGUCAGCACCAUGGGCUGGCAUCCCAGAGAAUCUCACACAGACACUCUCUGUUGGAGAUCGCGUAACCUACAUUCUUGAUGAUAAAAGCGACUGUCAGCAUGGGAUGGUCCUGAAUCCUAUGAAAGAUGGCAUGAUUUUGAUCUCAACGGACACGGAUGAACAUGGAAAGGCUGGAGGAGAGAGAGAAAUUCCAUGGCACUGCGUUAUUAAAGAGGAAGAUUUAAAUACAGGUGACUGGCACAAAUGUAAACCAGAAAGGAUGGAUAUUUCUGACAGUCCAGAUAUGGUUAAGGAUCCAGGUGCUGAUGUGGCUUUAAAAGUGGGCUCCGUGGUGGAGGUUAAUCUGGCUAAAGGACCUGCCUUUGCAACAGUGCGUUGGAUUGGCUCUCUUCCAGACAGACCUAGUAGAAUGGCUGGCCUGGAACUGAAAGAGGCAUGUGGGGUGAGUGACGGGACGUUCAAAGAUGUUCGGUAUUUCACAUGUGCACCUAAGCACGGCCUCUUCGUGAAGGUGUCCUCUUGUCGGCCUGGUGAUCGUUUCCUGGGAGAGACUGCAGUGAAUGGACACUUUGGCCAUGAUGGACAGGAUAUACCAGCUGUCCCACCCCUGAGGUCUGAGGACGUGAAGACGGUACUGACUGGCACGAUGAAGGGCAUCCAGGGUCACUGUAACUCCUGUUACAUGGACUCUGCCCUCUUUAGUUUGUUUUCCUGCUCAUCAGUACUGGACUCUCUUCUGUUUAAAAAGACUAAACCGAAUGAUGAACCCAUCCAGAAAACUCUUCUGAGGGACAUUGUGUGUCCUCUGCGCAGCAAGGGUUUUGUCCCUGAGAAAAGUGUGAUGAAGCUUCGGAAGCAGGUGCAGGAGCGAGGCCACUGUCCUAGCUACACCACGGAUGAGAAAGAUCCAGAAGAGUUUCUUACUCUCAUCAUGCAAGACAUUCUGUCACUGGAGCCACUACUGAAACUGAAAUCAUGUAAUCAGCCUAAAGGUUUAACAGAGAUGGAGCAGACAAGUUACUUGUACCAAAUCUUCAUGGAUUACAACCACAGUCUGGUUUUACCGACAGUUCAGCAGCUGCUAGAGCAUUCUUUCUACAACAAUGGCAUCAAACUAGCAGAGGUGCCUUCUUGCCUGAUCUUGACAAUGCCUCGCUCUGGGAAGCAGUUUAAAAUGUUUCCAAAAAUCAUUCCCUCGCUACAGCUAGAUAUCACUGCUCUUCUGUCCAACGGUCUUCAGCAGUGUGUGUUGUGUGGACAGCUGGCCCAUGUGGAGUGUAGCCAGUGCUUCACAGAUUCAGUUUUCAGCAGUACAGGAUUAAAGGUUUUCUGUGAUAUGUGUUCAACUCAGGUCCACUUUCACCCCAGCCGACAGUCUCAUAAACCCACAUCCCUGCGCUUCCCUGAAGGAUUUCCUCACUCGUGCAGUCCUGGUAGUCUAGCACACACAGUUCCACAAGAAAAACUGGAACUGUUUGCCGUGCUCUGCAUAGAGACCAGCCACUAUGUUUCCUUUGUCAAAUACGGACCAAAAAUAACUGACUGGAUCUUUUUUGAUAGCAUGGCUGACCGAGUGGGUGAGACUGAUGGUUUCAACAUUCCGGAGGUUAAAGCAUGUCCGGAAGUGGCACGCUACCUCAGUAUGCCUCUAGCUGAGCUGGCUAAGCAGGUUCCUCGUGAAAUGGAUGGUGUGGCAAAGAGACUCUUCUGUGAUGGCUAUAUGUACCUAUACCAGAGCCCCAGCAUGGCCCUGUAUCGCUGACACAAUCAAUCAGUACAAAUGUCUACACACUCACCCACACAGCAAACAAACAUUUUGAAUUCAAGGAAUACUGACAUUCCUGUUAGUAUACUAAUGAUUAAUGCUGAAAGGUAAACUUUCCUCUCCGUGUUUUCUCCAAGCUUUCAGCUGAUUGUUGGACUUUUGGGAGAUGAAAUAGCACAUUACUUUUUGGAUGGUGCUUUUUGAUACUAAUAGGAAAUACAGUAUACUUACAUAGACACAGUAUACUUUGCAUAGUGCCUUGAAACAAACAUUGGACAUAAUUAAUGCAAAAUAUUGUUAUCGCCGACUGUGAAUUUUUAGUACCACCUUUUUAUUCAGUUUCUAGGAAAGGAUAAUGCCUGAUCCUAUAAAACUCAAGAAAUUUACUCUGAAAAGGGAAAGAGUGGCGAUUUCUUUUACCAAGUCCAAUAAUUCCCGAGUUGCAUUUAUUGCCUUAUUUCUUCAUAUGAGGAAUGUAAUGUAUUGUUAAUCACACAACAUCCUGUUGUAUCCAGAAAACACUGCCAGACCUGUACAUAUUGAGAUCACCGAUACUAAACAAAUAUUAUAAACCGGUGAAAUAGCCUGCUGUAUAUGUAAUGGUACCGUUGCCAUACAAAUGAAAGAAAGUCAAGAAUGAUCAAAAACUGCUGUACAUUUGCUGUUAAGCUGUGGUAUUAAUGAGAUUCAACCAUCUAAAGGAGGCAUUCCUGUUUAUGUUUUUGGUGGCAUUGUGCCAAUUUUUAUUUGUGGAAGGGGUUGUGAUCCAUGGAAAAAAAAAAAAAUACUGUGUGUCUCGAACAUGCACUGAAAUGUCUUCCUUACUUUGUGCAUCUAAUACAAUCAGAUGUUUCUCAGGGAAACUGCAAUUUUUUGGGAUCACUGAUUUAAUAAAGCUUCCCAAAACAUGUU